AAGAGGUAGAGUUACAGGUAUACAGUGAAUAGUGAAUAUUUAAGUAAUGUUCGAAUCCAGAUUAUGAGAAGAACAGAAUAUUAUAAUUAAUAUUACAGUAAGUUAUAUGAAUGUGAUGUGGUCACUCCCUGAACACUCGCGCUACAGCGACUCUCACUUCUCACUGCUAAUCUGAGAGAACGACGCCUCCUGUAGACCCUCUUAUCAGCUCCACCACCUUAUCACCCCUCCACCCCACCCAGCAGCUCCUCUCCACCCGGAAACACUAAAACACCACCGCUAAAACACUGCCACUACUGCUCUGAAUCAGCGCACCGGGUGUAUGUAGUGUGUACGAAGUGAGGGUAUGUAUUUUAGCGCAUUUGCUUUUGUAUAAAAGUGUUAAAGAGAGGUAUAGACUGAUCAGUAUAGACUGUAUAGGCUGAGGGGUAUAGACUAAUCAGUAUAGAAUGAUGGGUAUAGGCUAAAGGUACAGACUAAAGUUAUAGACUGCAGGGAAUAGACUGGUCGGUAUAGACUGAUCACUAUAGGCUGAGUGGUAUCAGUACAGGCUGAGGGUUAUAUACUGAGGGUUAUAGACUGAAGGUUAUAGACUGAAGUUUAUAGACUAAUCGGUAUAGGCUGAGAGGUGUAGACUCAUCAGUAUAGGCGGAGAGCUACAGGCUGAGAGGUAUGAUUAUAUAUGGUGAGCAGUAUAGACUGAUUAGUAUAGACUGAGGGGGUAUAGACUGAGGGGGUAUAGACUGAGGGGGUAUAGACUGAGGGGGUAUAGACUGAGGGGGUAUAGACUGAGGGGGUAUAGACUGAGGGGGUAUAGACUUAAUAGGUAUAGACUGAGGCGUAUAAGCUAAUCAGUAUAGACUGAGGACGUAUAGACUGAGCGUGCUCAGAUGGCGGAGGCGGAAGGUGAGGUGGUUGACGAGGUGGUUCUGGAUCAGCCUCGAGGAAUCCUCAGCACUCUGUUCUACAGGAAGUCGAAGGGGAAGCCGAACGGGAAGAAGCCGGUGGCGGCGGUGGUGGAGGAGAAGAAGCAGUAUCUGGAGCCGGACUGCACUAAAGUCAGGGUCGUGGAUUUCGAUCUGAAAGAGCUGGUGGUUCUGCCGCCUGAAAUCGACCUCAACGAAUGGCUCGCCAGCAACACCACGACAUUCUUUAACCUCAUUAAUCUGCAGUACAGCACCGUGUCGGAGUUCUGCACCGGAGACACCUGUCCCGUCAUGUCGGCCUGUAACACGACGUAUUUCUGGUACGAUGAGAAGGGGAAGAAGACGAAGUGCACGGCGCCGCAGUACGUCGACUUCGUAAUGAGUUCAGUACAGAAACUCGUCACUGAUGAAGAUAUCUUCCCCACCAAAUACGGUAAGGAGUUCCCCAACGCCUUCGACUCGCUGGUGAAGAAGAUCUGCAGAUACCUGUUCCACGUCCUGGCCCACAUCUACUGGUCCCACUACAAGGAGACGGUGGCGAUGGACCUGCACGGACACUUAAACACCCUCUACACACAUUUCAUCGUUUUUAUAAGGGAAUUCAAUCUGAUGGACCCCAAGGAGACGUCCAUAAUGGACGACCUGACGGAAGCCCUGUGCACCCCCCUGCCCCCCACGCCACAGAACCACGUCACCGAGAGAUGAGGCCACACCCCCAAGCCGGUCCCGCCCAGCCGGAGUCCCCCGCCGCCCCCGGGGGAGGGGAGGAGGACUGCAGCCGGCAGCGCCCCCUGCUGGUGCUCCUGGAGAAACUCGCAGCCCCUCCGCCGCCACCUCCACCCGCUGUCUCUCCACUUUAGGACCCGGUCAGUCGGGAGCGGCGGGUCAGCCAGGCCUGCAGGGGGCAGCAGCACAUGCUGAGAUUUCUACAAUUCCAGAUUUCCCCCCCGAGGAUGUCCUGUCUGUGAGCCUAGCCGCCUCCCUUUAACCAGGAAAACAGAUAAAAAUACACUUUUUCUUGCUUGUUUUUUCUUUUUUUGUUGCUUUCUUUCAUUCGCUCGGUCAGUUUCUUCCGAAGGCUGAUCGAUUUAUACUUUUGCGUCAAGUUAUACAACCUAGAGUUAACAUAGAGUUUACGAAGUUCCUGCACAAAAGGCCUGUGAUGUUUCUUGAGUGUAUAGUUGAUUUAAUCUGCAGUUGCACUAAAGCAACGAUAAAACUGAAUUUGGUGACAAAAAAAAGGGAAGAAACUGUGAAAAUUGGUGAAUACAGUGCUCAACGGACCAAUCACAUUGUUGUUGGAUUGCGUACUUAAAUUACGUUAAGCUGAAAAAUGUUAUGCUUAACUUUAACAGUUUUCAAUGGGAAAAACAUGCACACAGGGCUUUGGGGGAAUCUUGGCACGGCCAAUCACAAAGCAGAGCCAAAAUGUAGUAUUUGUAGAACCUGAUUUGGAAACUUGUAAAAUAAAAUCUGUUCUUGUAUUUUUAAUGUUGGAACUUGUAAACCUAUAUAUUUUUUCCCUUUUUACUGGCAUACAUAUUUAAAGUUGUGCUGCCUAAAUUUCACAUUUUGUUUUUAGGAUCAACAUAAAAAUUUUACAUUCAAGUUAAUUUUUUUAAUUUUAAAAGUUCUCACGUUAAAUCUACAAGUACAAGUUUCUGAUUUCGAGUUCUCAUGUUAAAACUACGAGUACAAAUUGUACACAAGUUCUCACAAUAGAACUACAAGUUCAAAUUGAAAUGGUACAAGUUCUCACAUUAAAAUUAUGAGUUCAGAUUUGAGCUUACAAGUUCACACAUUAAAACUACAAGUACAAAUUUCAACUUGCAAGUUCUCAUGUUAAAACUACGAGCUCAAAUUAAAAUUGUACAUUUACUUACAUUUAAAGUACAAGUGCAAAUUUCAGCUUUUCAAGUUUUUAUGUUAAAUCUACAAGUACAAAUUUAUGUUAACAAGUUCUUAUCUUAAAAAGUGCAAAUUUUCGUAUAAAAGUUAAAGUCAAAUUUUUUUUGUAAUCGUAGGUUUAACAAGUUUCUCAUUUUGGUCUGUGUCACUACUUAUAGGACACCAUUCAAUAGUUACAUUUCAGGGAAGAUGCGCGCUAUUUUUACGUCUGUUACGUAAAAAAAAUAUGUGGUUACGCCAAGAGUAUACGUAGUUACGAUGUAGAUUUGACGCAAAAUUAUAAAUCGACCUUUACACCCCUUCUCCCACCUCCAGUCCCUGCACUAUAAUCUAUGAAGAGUUUGGGUUCUAAAGACAGAUAUGGACACUUGCUGGUGUACGUUGGUGGUUUACGUUGUUUAUCUUACAUUUUUCGUCCACGUUGACGAAAACGAAGACAUUUAGCUCCUCCCCCCACCCCCUUUUUUUAGCGUGUUAAGAUAGCAGCACUGUUUUUUUGUGGUUUAAUACAGCCAAACUUUAGGCCAAAUCACUUUUUAGUCUCUUUAAUAAUAUAACGUUUUUUUCUUUUUUUUUUGCUGUUUUGUCCCCCCAUUUGUCCCAGAUUUGUCCCUCCCUCACACUGACCACUCCCCACCAACUGCUCUUAUUGUAUCCAGCAUAUCUGACAGAAUUACUGCACCUUUCGACCCUUUAUUUAACGUAACCUUAUUAAAUAAUCUUAAGCUCUAGAGAGACUGUACCGCCCCUCAGUGGCCACAAGGGGUCACAUGGUCAGGUCUGACGACUUCCUGCACUGGAGCCUCCUGCAGGCACUCAUACAUGGAUUGAUUUAGGGAGCCAAUCAGAAGGCUGCACUUCAUGGGGCGUUCCCUUCACAUGCAAACCCAGCUAACAUGAUCAUGUAGGGAAUGCAUUUUAUGGGGACUAAAUUGAAGUUGGGGGGCUCAGAACCCAUGCCCACCUGCGACAGGUAUGGGUAGUCCAGCUGUGAACCAUAAUCCAAAAUCAGGGUCAGUGAUAGGACCAGUAAAGGUUUAACAUGGGCUUUACUACCUAGGGUGUACACUCUACUUCUUGAGAACUACGUGGAACCUGUGGGAUUAGAGCCCAUGCCCUCCUCGGGCUAGCUAGUAUGGGUAGUCCAAUUGAGAACCAUAAUCAGUGUCAGUGAAGGGACUAGGGAUGAUUAAAUUUGGGAUUUAUCUAGGUUGUAAACUCCACUGCUUGAGGACUAGAUGGAACCUGUGAGUUUAAAUCCCAUGACCACCUGGGACUAUUGUCUCAGGUGGGUAGUCCAAAUGAGAACCAGAACCAAGGUCAGUAAUAAUGCCAGGAGUGGUUUAAAUAUGGGCUCUAUCUGGGUUGUACACUGCACAGUUUGGGGACUGGAUGGAACCUGUGGGCUUAGAGACCAUGCCCACCUGAGAUUAGUAUGGGAAGUUCAACCAGGAACCAAAACCAGGGUCAGUGAUAGGACCAGGGAUAGGUAAAUAUGGGAUCUUUCUGGGUUGUUUACACUACUGUAUGGGGACUAGGUGGAAGUUAGGGCUUAAAACUCAUGCCCACCUGCGACAGGUAUGGGUAGCCCAGGUGCAAAACAGAACUAGAGUAUGUGAUGGGACCACAAGGGGUUAAACAUAGGUUCUAUCUGGGUUGUACACUGCACUGUUUGGGGACUAGAUGGAAGUUGCUUAGAGCCCAUGUCCACCUGACAACUAGUAGUAUGGGUAGUCCAAAUAUGUACCAGACCAGGGUCAGUGAUGGGACUAGAAAUGGUUAAAUUUGGGUUCUAUCUGGGUUGUAUACACCACUGUAUGGAGACUAAGAUGGACAUUGGGGGCUUAAAACCCAUGCCCACCUGGGACUAGUGUGGGUAGCCCGACUGGAAACCUGAACCAGGGUCAGUAAUAGGACCAGAAGGGUUAAAUAUGACCUCUACUUGGGUUGAAACACCACACUGGACUAGAUAAAAGUUGUGGGCUUAGAGCCCACGCCCACCUGGAACCCAUAUGACCCCCACACGAUCAUGUUAGCUGGGUAAAAACGACGACAAAGACAAAAGCUCGUAAUUUUGUCUGCUUAAUGAUUGAAUGCUGUUUGUUCUCUCGGGCGGAAGAUAAAAAGCCCAGGCUAGUAAAGCCCCCCUAGCGUAGCGGUCCAGUCAAGGUACAUCCCAGAUUUAGUGGGAUUAAAAAUCUAAAAUAAAUUAAUACAUUUAAAAAAAAGAAAGUGCAAAUUUAUGACCACGUUUUAGACCCACUGUUAGAAAUAAAGUAGUAGACUUAUGGAUUAUUGAGAAUAAAAUUAAGAAGUCGUACAAUAUGGCAUUUAGGGAAUAAAGUAGGUACAUUUUGAGACUUAUGUUGUAAUAAAAAAAAAUAUAUAUAUAUAUAUAUUGAGUAUUAAGUUUCAAGAAAACUUUUGUUGAAAGGUUUCAAUAAUAAAAUCAAUGUGAUUUAAGGAAAAAGUAAUUUUGAGAAUUUGAGCAUUGAGCGUUUGUCAUAUUUUGAAAAUAAAGUUGCAAAUUAAGUAUAAAAUUUGAAUAUUUCAUGAAUAAAGACACAAUAUAAUGUGGUGGUGGUAAUUUUACUUUACUUUUAAAAUUAAGUAAAAUAAAAAAAAAAACCUUUUUGACUAUUUUUUAAACAAUUCAACAAUUUAAUUCUAAAAAGGCACUAUGUUUUGUUUGAAUUUUAAGAAUAUUGUAAUAUUUAGACAAUUAAGUAGAAAUAUUUUGAGAAAAAAGGGUUCUCAAAAUUUUUCAAUAAUAGGGUUAAAACUUUUUAAGUUGACGUGACUUUAGAAAAAAAAAAAGAGAAUUAUGUCGUAAUUAAUAAGAAUAAAGUAGAAAUACUUUGAGAAUGCACUUGUCGAAAUGUUUCAAGAAUAAAAAAAGUCAUAUUUUUGAGAAUAAUGUUGCAUAUAAAAUACGGCAAUAUAAUGUGAUGGUAGUUUAGUCUAAGUUUUGACUUUAUUCUCAAAACAUUUUGAAUACAUUUUUUUUAAUAUUACAACAUAAAUCUCAAAAUAUUACGACUUUAUUCUCUAAAUAUUUCUACUUUAUUCUUUGAAUUCCACACUGUACAACUUUUUUCUCCAAAUAUUCUGACUUCACUAUUAUUAUGCCGUAACAUAUGAUUUUCUUUUUAUUUAAAAAAAAUUACCUUUAAAGUCUAAUUUAUCUAAUGUUUAUUUAUAAUUUUUUAACAGUGGGUCUAAAACGCUGUGGAAUAAAUAAUAAAUAAAUAUGAGGGAAUAGUAAAGCCGGGAUCGGACACUUUCUGAAACUUUUUAAAGUGGAGAAGAAUGUAAAUCUAGUGUUUAUGUAUUUAAACUGUUUAAGGCUUUUAUUUAGAGCGAGAGAACGAGUGAAAGAGAGAGAGAAAAGUGUAAUUUAGAAUGAAAAAUAGAAAGAAAGAGAUUAUAUAUUUUAAAUCCUCCCUUCAUCACUGUUCUGAGAGUUCUCUGAGGGUUCUCCUGUUAGAGGGUUGGAUGUUUUUCAUUUUAAUUUAUUUAUCUGUUUUUUGUUUAUUUGUUUUUUAGUUUUGGCAUAUUUUUAUUUUUAUUUUAGUUUUUUGUCUUUUCUUUUUCAGGGCUCCUCAGUUCUGGCUUUCAUUUUUAUGUAUUUUAAUAAUACUUAAGUUAAAAGCGAUUUAAUAUUUUAAGCUCUGCAAAUUAUAACCUAAUAAAAUAUUUUAAAUGUC
This is a messenger RNA of Astyanax mexicanus (Mexican tetra), 6541 nucleotides long. It is a transcript of the gene mob2b, whose product is annotated as MOB kinase activator 2b. Gene Ontology annotation, molecular function: protein kinase activator activity. Gene Ontology annotation, biological process: positive regulation of protein phosphorylation; signal transduction. The record is from RefSeq and is a predicted model, not a curated record. Bases 891 to 1631 code for a protein of 246 amino acids. Lineage: Eukaryota; Metazoa; Chordata; Actinopteri; Characiformes; Acestrorhamphidae. Gene Ontology annotation, cellular component: nucleus; cytoplasm. The transcript has 5 exons.